Messenger RNA from Rhizophagus irregularis DAOM 181602=DAOM 197198, 1645 nucleotides. RefSeq lists its product as uncharacterized. Gene Ontology annotation, molecular function: monooxygenase activity; iron ion binding; oxidoreductase activity, acting on paired donors, with incorporation or reduction of molecular oxygen. NCBI's taxonomy places the organism in Eukaryota, Fungi, Glomeromycota, Glomeromycetes, Glomerales, Glomeraceae. The record is from RefSeq and is a predicted model, not a curated record.
AAAUUAUUCCCUCAAUUUGUUUUAAUAACUUUACAACAAAAAACAAAUGCUUGAUUUGAUUUCUUUAGUUGGUUUUUUUGUAUUAGGAGGUAUAGGAUGGAUUACUUAUAAAAUAUACAUUUGGCCAGUUUAUAUCACUCCUUUGAGAAAAAUUCCUGGGCCAUCAUCAUCUGAAAGUCUAUUUUUCGGAAACAUUAAAACACUUUUGAUACAAGAGGAUGCACAACUUAAUUGGGUACAAAAAUACGGGAAUAUUUUAAAAUACCAUGGAUUAUUUAAUCAACCAGCCCUUCUUAUCUCAGAUACAAAAAUAAUUCAAGACAUUACAUUAAAUCGCGUUUAUGAUUUUAUUAAACCUCCACAUAUGAUGGCUGAUGCUAUUGCAAUGGCUGGUAGAGGCCUUGUAUUUACAGAAGGUGAAGAUCAUAAGAGACAAAGAAAAAUGAUGAACCCGGCUUUCAUCCAUAAUAACGUCAAAGAAAUGGUUCCAACAUUUAUUCAAGUAGCUUUUACUUUAAAAAGUUUAAUCGAAGAUAAAGUGAACUUAGGAGAAUCUGAAAUUAACCUUACUCCUCAUAUCUCAAAAGCUACAUUAGAUGUGAUUGGCCUAGUCGGAUUUAAUUACGAAUUUAAUUCAUUAACGUCUUCAAAUGAAUUAGCAGAAGCUUAUGAUUCUCUUAUGAAUGCCCCAAGUUCUGUUCUACGGCUUGUCAUUAGUUAUUUAUCAAAUAUUAUUCCAUACAUUAGAGAACUUCCUAUAGAUAUAAAUAGGCAAUUUAAAAAUAAUUGUGCAAUUAUUGACCGCGUAUCAAAGAAAUUGGUUGAAGAAAAAUAUAAAGAAGCCGAAAAUGGAGAAUUAAAAGGAAAAGAUCUCUUGUCUCUUUUAAUUAAUAUCAAUAAAACAUUACCCAUUGAAGAGAAAAUGACUGACGAAGAAUUAAAAUAUCAGAUUAUGACAUUUUUAUUAGCAGGACAUGAAACAACAAGUACAGCAACUUGUUGGGCUUUAUAUUUCCUUGCACAAUAUCCAAAUGAGCAAGACUUAUUGCGUGAAGAAUUGGUUAAAGCUUUUCCUGAUAAAUCAAAUUUCAAUCCUACAUUUGAUGAAAUUAAUUCUUUGGAAUAUUUAAAUUGCGUAGUUAAAGAAACUUUAAGAUUAAAUUCUCCAAUUCCUGCUACUAGUCGAACUAAUACUAAAGAUGAAGUUUUGGGGGGAUAUCACAUUCCAAAGAAUACUAUAGUGUUAGUUGCAAUUGAAGCACUUCAUAAACUGCCUGAAAUUUGGGGUCCAACAGCUGCCGAAUUUGAUCCAAAAAGAUGGUUGGAUCCUUCCUUAAUUAAGAAUGUAUCAAAUCUGAACUAUUUGCCUUUCCUUACUGGUACAAGAACUUGUAUAGGCAAUAAAGUAGCUUUGAUUGAAUUUAAAAUAUUAUUAAGUAUGUUAGUUAGGAAUUUUGUUUUUAGGCCAAUUGAAGGAUUUCACAUUAAAAGAAAAAUUGUCCCUGUGAAUAGGCCUGAUCCAUACCUUGGAUUAUCUGUUUCUAAAGUUGAAAAUUAACAAAAUUAUAUUUAUAAUUUAUGAUUUAUAUUCAUAUAUUGUUUGAUUUAUUUUAUCAUUUUAUCUGCUUUUAUUUUUUAUACUUCA